AAAAUCCUCUUGAGACCACUGGAUGACACAUAUAGUUAAUCGCAGGCGCAUGGUCAAUUAAAUCUUGAAUCAAAAUGUCGCGAGGAACCAGUGCAGGAUUUGACCGUCAUAUAACUAUAUUUUCUCCCGAAGGACGUCUCUAUCAAGUUGAAUACGCGUUCAAAGCUAUUAACCAAGGCGGACUCACAAGUAUUGGAGUACGAGGAGCGGACUCAGCAGUCGUUGUAACACAGAAAAAAGUACCCGACAAGCUUAUUGAUGCAUCUACUGUCACCCAUUUGUUUGAAAUUACCGAUAAAAUAGGAUGUGUAAUGACAGGGCUUAUUGCUGACUCAAAAUCUCAGGUACAGCGGGCUCGUUAUGAAGCGGCUAACUGGAAAUAUAAAUAUGGUUAUGGUAUCACAGUGGAUAUGUUGUGCAAGCGUAUGGCUGACAUUUCCCAAGUUUAUACUCAGGAUGCAGGAAUGAGACCAUUAGGAUGUACAAUGAUAUUGAUUGGCAUAGAUGAUGAGUUAGGACCUCAAUUGUUCAAAACUGAUCCUGCUGGAUACUACUCAGGUUUCAAAGCUUGUUCUGUUGGUGUUAAACAAACGGAAGCUAACAGUUUCUUUGAGAAGAAAAUGAAAAAGAAACCAAAUUGGACACAAGAUGAAACAAUACAGAUGGGUAUAAGAUGUCUUUCUUCCGUGUUAUCUAUUGAUUUUAAACCUACUGAAAUUGAGGUGGGAAUUGUAACCACGGAUCAACCCAGGUUUAGAUCCUUAAAAGAGUCUGAGAUAGAUGCUCAUCUGAUUGCAAUUGCAGAAAAGGAUUAAGAUUGGUCUAAAAUUUUCAAAAUGUCUGAUCCCUAAUGCUAUGUGACUGAAGGAAAUAUGGCACAGUAAUAAUAUUAAAGAGAAAGAAGAAACCCUAAAUUGUAUUUUAAAACCAUUUAUGCAAUAAACGUUCGCUUUUUUGUUUUGA
Molecule: messenger RNA, 963 nt
Organism: Xenia sp. Carnegie-2017
Lineage: Eukaryota; Metazoa; Cnidaria; Anthozoa; Malacalcyonacea; Xeniidae
Product: proteasome subunit alpha type-6-like
Exons: 7
Coding region: 75-815 (246 amino acids)
Biological process (GO): ubiquitin-dependent protein catabolic process
Cellular component (GO): cytosol; proteasome core complex, alpha-subunit complex; proteasome core complex
Source: RefSeq, a predicted model, not a curated record